Molecule: messenger RNA, 1263 nt
Organism: Rhinopithecus roxellana (golden snub-nosed monkey)
Lineage: Eukaryota; Metazoa; Chordata; Mammalia; Primates; Cercopithecidae
Gene: INO80E
Product: INO80 complex subunit E
Exons: 8
Coding region: 89-670 (193 amino acids)
Biological process (GO): chromatin remodeling
Cellular component (GO): nucleus; Ino80 complex
Source: RefSeq, a predicted model, not a curated record
GUCUCCGGAAGUGGAGGCGUGAGCGACGGGGCAGCGCCUGCUUGGGGUAGCGGGACUGCAGAAGCUGGGCGCCACUGCCGGGCCGGUCAUGAACGGGCCGGCGGACGGCGAAGUGGACUACAAAAAGAAAUACCGGAAUCUGAAACGGAAGCUCAAGUUCCUCAUCUACGAGCACGAGUGCUUCCAGGAGGAGCUGAGGAAAGCGCAAAGGAAAUUACUGAAGGUGUCCCGGGACAAGAGUUUCCUCCUAGACCGACUUCUGCAGUACGAGAACGUGGAUGAAGACUCUUCGGACUCAGAUGCCACUGCAUCAUCAGAUAACAGCGAGACCGAGGGGACACCCAAGUUGUCUGACACACCGGCCCCUAAGAGGAAGAGAAGCCCUCCGCUGGGGGGGGCCCCCUCUCCCUCCAGCCUCUCCCUGCCUCCUUCAACAGGGUUUCCCCUUCAGGCCUCCGGGGUCCCCUCCCCAUACCUGAGCUCGCUGGCCUCCCCCCGCUACCCCCCAUUCCCUUCUGACUACCUGGCCCUGCAGCUGCCUGAGCCCAGCCCCUUGAGGCCCAAGCGGGAGAAACGGCCCCGCCUGCCCCGGAAACUCAAGAGCGCGUGCUCUGGCUGCAGUGCGGAGGAGCUGGAUCUGGGAGAGGCUGCAGGCAGGGAGUCCAGUUAGGAGGCUGGGACCGCAGCCCAGAUGGCGGUGGGGCCCCCUGACUGCCCUGUGGGAGGACCGCUGACCUUCCCUGGCCGGGGUUCUGGGGCUGGGGUCGGGACAGCCCUGACCCCCCUCCCACCCCCCAAGAUGCCCCCCCCGACGAUCCUGAGCACGGUCCCUCGGCAGAUGUUCAGCGACACAGGUAGCGGGGAUGAUGCCCUGGAUGGGGACGAUGACCUGGUGAUCGACAUCCCGGAGUGACCGCGACAUCAUGCCAUGCCCACCACAGCCCUGCCCAGCACCCUCCCCGUGCCAGCACACACGAGCCCAGCUUCCUCGGAGGUGUUUAUUGACGCCCAGCUGCCAUGCUCCGGCCACUGACACAACCAGAAAAGGCGUAAACAUGCACGGGUGUCCCCCAGGAGGGUGGCAAGGGCCCUGCCUUCAAACUCUGGCCCCCUCCAGGAGACAGGUAUUUAAACGAGUGGCCGGGAGCAUCUGCCACCUUCUGGGGAGGCAGAGACCCUGCGAUGGCCACCCCUUUAAAAGGGCAGCUGUACAGGGCUAGGUUUUUGCAGUGAAGUUUCUGUAUUAAAGGAGUGGCUCUGGGU